Molecule: messenger RNA, 1061 nt
Organism: Paramacrobiotus metropolitanus
Lineage: Eukaryota; Metazoa; Tardigrada; Eutardigrada; Parachela; Macrobiotidae
Exons: 2
Coding region: 248-904 (218 amino acids)
Source: RefSeq, a predicted model, not a curated record
GCCGAUAUGAGCCCGGUACGUAUAAGAAACGAGUUACUGUAGGCAGUUAUGAACCUGUCAUUGAUGAUUCACGUGCAGUAGUCGGCCGAACCUGAAGUGCAGCGACGAUGUUUUAUGUUUCGCUAUUCGCGAGCAAAUGUUCAACGAUCUUCUUACUUGCCGUCUGAGUUGCCGACAGUAUUUUAUUGUAGUCUUUCCAUAAGUUUUGCUCGGGAAGAUAUGAAUAUAAGCAGUUAAUACUGCAAUAAUGGAGCGAAGCUACGGAAACACUGAUCAGCUGUCAGUUGACGUUACCGUAAGGUUAUUAGAUGCCCACUGCGCGAGUUUGCUCACCUGGGCUGGGAUCACCGUAGCAGUGCAAAUUCUGGAUUAUUUUUCCGUUGGCCAGUGGUUCUUACCAGGUGAAGUAACCAACUCCAACGCCAGCAUAUUUCAAUGGUCAACGUUAUUGACGAUUGCGAAUCUCGUAAUUAUCGUAUCUUAUGUAUUUCUCAAUCUUCACGCGGUUCUGACUGGUUCUUCGCAGACCGCUCAUAGCGGCACCUCGACAGAUUCGGGAAGUCCAGUGCGGUCCAAGGUGAUAAUCACCGGCAUUUUAGUGAUAUCCUUAGCGAUUGCUUACGCCGGCAUUUUCGUUGUUAACUCACCUGUGGUGUUGGAGAUAUUCAAAUCGCGCACAAACGCCGGAAUUGCCGCUUUAACUGUUAUCCUGUGUUUUCGAGGUGUGAUUAGCGGUUAUGCAACGUUGUUGGUUGCUUGUCUGAUGUCCUUGCAUACCGGUGCACUGGUCGCAGUGUUUUUCCUAACCACAUAUGCGGCACAAUCCGGUCUGUGGUGGGGAAGCACUCUGCGUUUGCUUGCAGCACAAAAUCACAAUGCCACACACUUUAAACAAGGAGCUUGACCUCGUUCAUCUGCUUAUUAAAUUUACAAUUAUGUGGCAGGAAUCGGUACUUGCUUUUGCCGUACGUUUAUUAACUGCCAAUGAUUGUGCUUCCGACAUCACAAGGAUUAGAAAAAUUUUCUUGUGUCAAAGCCGGCAUUAAAUUGUUUUUUGGUCC